Messenger RNA from Cercospora beticola, 1262 nucleotides. RefSeq names its product mitochondrial 37S ribosomal protein uS17m (gene MRPS17). NCBI's taxonomy places the organism in Eukaryota, Fungi, Ascomycota, Dothideomycetes, Mycosphaerellales, Mycosphaerellaceae. The record is from RefSeq and is a predicted model, not a curated record. Gene Ontology annotation, biological process: translation. Gene Ontology annotation, molecular function: structural constituent of ribosome. Gene Ontology annotation, cellular component: ribosome; mitochondrion.
UGGGUCAAGUACGUUCCACCACACGCGAUCAGGCAAAGCAUCAUCACCAUCAUGAGCCAACACGCCUUGCGGAUCCCGCUACGGAAUGUAGCAUCGAAGUCCUUGAAGCCUCAAUGGAUAUGUCAGCGAUGUCUUGCAACGCAGGCGCAGCCUUCUACCGUUUAUCAAAAGCUUCCGACUGCAGACCUUCUAUCGCGCCAACUCCCACAAAGAAAGCUGCCAGACCAGUAUUUAUCACAUGUUAAUGCAGAGACACUGCCGAUAUCAGAGCAGGAGCAAUGGGAGAAAGUGGCGCCUCACAAGAAGAUCGUGGGAGUUGUGGUGAGCCAUGGCAAGAUGGACAAGACCGUGAGGGUGCGCGUUGCAGGUCAGAGAUGGAACAACAAAAUCAAGAAGUACUACCGCGCUGAUCAAAACCACCUGGUGCACGAUCCCAACAACUCUCUUGUCACAGGCGAUGUGGUUGAGCUGCACCGACUCAAAGUCAGCACUCAGGUCGAACACGUUGUCUCGAAGAUCGUGUCUCCCUUCGGAAAUCCCAUUGAAUCACGGCCACCUGUACCUAGUCCGGAGGACCGACUGGCAGCGUAUAAGGCAAAACGAUUCGUGAAAUUGGAGCGAAGGGAGCUGCGUAGACAAGCUGCCGAUGGAGUAGAAGAUGCGAUUCAGCAAUUGAGAAGUAUGGGUCUCGAUCCAGGAGCGGGCGCGAAGCCUGGAGUGGGCAAGACGGAGAAUGUGCCGAAAAUAAUCCGGGAAGAAAGGACGCCCAAGAGCGGUGCUUUGCUAGGCGAGAAAGGUCAGAAGUUGCCGAAGGGAGUGUUGCCAGUCGGCAAACACGAGGUGGGUGAAAUCAAUGACCGUUCAUUACACAACUCCCGGAAGAGAACAAAGCUAGAGGGAAAGACGGAGGAGAAUCUGCUCGAAGCUCAGGAAAAGGGUGAGAAGCUCGCUCAAGAAGGACUCGCGUCCGACUCCGCACUGAGAUAGGUUGCGGCCAAUUGGGACCUCUGCGGGUAACAGGAACGAACUAUGUACAACCACCACAAUGUACACCACCAGUCAACAGUACCCUUUCCCGAACCUCACCUAGCACUAGACGUCUAGAUCACAAAGUCGCGGGCCCAACAGAAAAGAGUUGAUGAAGAGAAGCAAACAUAGCCGUGGGAAGAUUGCGACGAAUCAUCGCAAAUCACCGACGAGACCCAAAUCAAUGCCUAGAUCGUAUACACAUGACCGAGCCACUGACUAGCAAACCUGACCAG